CAGUAAGUUUGGUACCCCAGAUAUCAAACCCAUUAUGUCUCGUGAUCGCUUUUACGAAAUAAAGCGGUACCUCCGCUUUGACAACAAGGACACCCGCAGGGAACGCAUACAAAAUGACAAAUUUGCUGCAAUUUCAGAAAUCUGGCAGAAGUUCGUUCAGAACUGUAUAUCAUCCUACAGUCCAGGACAGCAUGUCACUGUGGAUGAGCAGUUGUUUCCGUCAAAGGUUCGCUGCCCCUUUCUGCAAUACAUGGCAUCCAAGCCCGACAAGCUUGGAAUCAAAUUUUGGAUUGCGGCAGAUCUGGACACUAAAUACAUGUGUAACGCCAUCCCCUACUUGGGAAAAGAUCCCACUCGUCCAACGGGAGAGAGGCUGUCAGAGAAUGUUGUUCUGAAAUUGAUGGAACCAUUCCUGGACCAGGGAAGGACUGUAACUGUGGACAACUUUGUCACCUCUCUGUCUUUGGCGAACAGGCUUCUUCAGCGCAAUACGACUCUGCUUGGCAGCAUCAACAAAAAUCCUCGGGAGCUACCAGCAACUGCAAAGGAAACCUCGGGGCGCCAGUUACACUCCACACAGGUGUUCACAUCUGGAAGAGCUUUGCUGACUGUGUAUGCGUCCAAAAAGAAAAAAAAAGUUUGUCUUUUGAGCACCAUGCAUCAAAAAGUUGAAAUUGUGGAUGCCCGAAAACAAAAACCAAACACAGUUGAUGAUUACAAUAAUCUCAAAUGCGGUGUCGACAUCAUGGACCACAAAUUGCGCAAUUACUCUGUGCGUGCAGGUACAAGGAGAUGGCCGAUGGCUCUGUUUUAUAAUCUCCUUGACAUGGCUGCCACAAACGUACAUGUUUUGUACACAGCAUGUACAGGGUCAAAAGAAAGUCGCUGA
Hippocampus comes (tiger tail seahorse) is the source of this 889-nucleotide messenger RNA. RefSeq names its product piggyBac transposable element-derived protein 4-like. Lineage: Eukaryota; Metazoa; Chordata; Actinopteri; Syngnathiformes; Syngnathidae. The record is from RefSeq and is a predicted model, not a curated record.